UUACCAGGAUGCAAAAGACAAACUGGCUAAAACAAGGCUGCUGGCUCCAGCUUACUUUAUACUGGGUGGAAAAAAUUCUGGAGAAGGAUGUGUAAUAACGCGUUCCAGGACAGCUGCUCUGGAUAUCUGGGACCUUGACAUCAAGAAAGGCACAUGGUAUGUGUUAGAAACAAACUAUGAUCGCUGGAAGCCCCCACUAAUCUUGGAUAAUCGUAGAACACCUGCAAUGAAAUGCCUGAACCAGACAACGCAAGAGAACCUCUCCUUACCAGCAAUUUAUGAUGUUCUCUCCACAAAGCCUGUCCUCAAUAAGCUGACUGUGUGCACAACGCUGAUGGCAGUGGAUAACGGUCAUACAGAGACUUACCUGCGGGAAUGCCCAGAUCCCUGUAGUCCUUGGUAGUCCGGUACCUUUCCUAUGUUGGAAGCUGCUUGUCUGAAUUGGAGGUCCUCCAAGAAAAAAUACUUCUGAAAAAAGAUUUCUCAGCCUAACUCCUUUCUUCAGAAAUCUGAUGGCUAUAUAUAAAUGUCAAUGAGCUUCUAACAAUGGAGGACCCUAUCUCACACUGGACUUUCUUGCUUUCUGAUCAGCAGUUCUGCUGACGAGAAAUGUAUACUAAUGUAUGUUUGGUUUGAUUUCAGCCAUUUCUACCAAAUUAGUUCAGCAGUUAGCUCUAGAUCUCUUCAGUCUUAACAGUAUUCUUGGUUUGGUUUGUAGUUGCCUUGUGGGUUUGUUGUUUUUUGUUGUUUGGCUGGGGUUUUUUUAGAUUAAAAUACUUCUAAAGCAAACAUGAGGUAAAA
Pterocles gutturalis (yellow-throated sandgrouse) is the source of this 801-nucleotide messenger RNA. It is a transcript of the gene ASAH1, whose product is annotated as N-acylsphingosine amidohydrolase (acid ceramidase) 1. The record is from RefSeq and is a predicted model, not a curated record. Gene Ontology annotation, molecular function: N-acylsphingosine amidohydrolase activity. The transcript has 4 exons. NCBI's taxonomy places the organism in Eukaryota, Metazoa, Chordata, Aves, Pterocliformes, Pteroclidae. The annotation marks the transcript as partial.